Molecule: messenger RNA, 2151 nt
Organism: Nicotiana tabacum (common tobacco)
Lineage: Eukaryota; Viridiplantae; Streptophyta; Magnoliopsida; Solanales; Solanaceae
Biological process (GO): lipid homeostasis
Cellular component (GO): endoplasmic reticulum; membrane
Source: RefSeq, a predicted model, not a curated record
UAGAAGAAAAAGGAAACUGAAACAAGAAUAAGAUACAAUUGCAUCCACACAAAACAAUCAAAUAACAGCCAAACACAAGCCCACACGUAAAUCCUAAGAACCAAAGACACAGCUAUCUGGCACUUCAAUUAUUAUCAUUAUUAUUACAGUAUUUUUUAACAUAAUACUUUAAUUGAUUGCAUAUUUCACCAUUUCCCACCACAACAUACGAGUAACUAAUUACAUUUUCAUAUUCGCCCUUCUUUUUCAUUCAUUGCUUCGGUUGUCAGAUUCCAUUUUACAGUGCAAAAAUACACUAACAUCACGAAAUCAUAACAUAUUGAUUGUAUCUCACGUUUUUGCCCCCCUUUCACGGGUUCUUUGCCUUUUCUUCAUCAUUUCCCUUUCGGUCUCUUUCUUCAACACCCCAUUUUGCAACAAAUCUUUCUCUAAAUACUCUUUUUUAUUUGGCAUUCUUAUCCGUUUUUGUUUCUGGGUUUUCUGUUAUGUGGUGGGCUGCAUGCUGUUGGUUUCUGAAAUCUGCAUAUUUUCGCGGGUAAGGUGUCAAAAAGAUCGAGUCAAGCUGGAUCAUGAUUGUAUCAUUGUGAUUUUGGAGGCUCGGACUCUCCAACAAUUUAGGAGGCAAAAAGAGGAGGGAAUAUAAGGCAAAGAAGCUGGGGGAUGUAUUUGCAGUGUACAUGUGUAGGUGAUGUUCAUUUUAUAAUUGGAGAUAGUAGUUAAAAAGAGAGCUAAAGACAUGGCAACUGCAAUGGGUAGAAAGGCAGCUCCUGCACGGAAUAUAGUGGCAUUUAGAUCUUAUCAGAGUCGGGCUGAGAUAUUGGUUAAAACUUAUUUGUUAGCAGAUCCUUUUAUACCUUACACUUCUGUCUUUGCUGGCAUAUUUGCUUGCAAAAUGGUCUAUGAUCUAUGUCAGCUGAUCAGCAGUUUUUACUUCAGGACGUACACUACCCUAACAAAAAUUCAAAGGAUUGAGUGGAACAACCGUGGCAUGUCAACAGUCCAUGCCAUUUUCAUAUCUGUUGUGUCCACGUAUUUUGCAUUCUGGUCCAAUCUUUUCUCUGAUCACAAUCCUGAUGGCCUUUUAAUCACCAGAAGUUCACCGCUAUCGACUUUUACGUUAGGGGUAUCAGCUGGGUACUUCCUUUCAGACCUUGGAAUGAUUUGCUGGUUUUAUCCUUCUUUGGGCGGAUUAGAGUAUGUUGUCCAUCAUUCUCUUUCAGCAAUUGCUGUAGCAUACUCCAUGUACACUGGAGAAGGACAGCUUUAUACAUUCAUGGUACUGAUAUCUGAGGUGACAACACCAGAGAUCAACAUGAGAUGGUUUCUUGAUACAGCUGGACUGAAAAGAUCUAGUGCAUAUCUGAUCAAUGGCGUGGUGAUAUUUUUUGCAUGGCUGGUUGCAAGAAUUUUGCUGUUCAUUUACAUGUUUUACCAUGUUUAUUUGCACUAUGAUCAGGUCAUUCACAUGCACAUUUUCGGUAUUCUUUUGGUUUUUGGAGUCCCCUCAGCUCUUGGUGUGAUGAACCUGAUGUGGUUCGGCAAAAUCAUUAAGGGGUUGAAAAAGAAUCUUGCAAAAAGGCUGUGACAAGAUGUCAGCAUGAUCAGUGCCCAUUGAUGCAUUUUUCCCACGAACUCCUCUAUACUGUACAAAUAGGUUAUAGGGUAGCUGAAAGGGGAAGAGAGAAGGGUUAAAGACGUCGGAAGAAUAGAGGGUUAGUAGAAUCAACAGAAACCAACACAUGUAAUUGGCUACUGGCAAAGCAUGUUCAAGACGUUCACAUGUCCUAUAUCUGUUUUGAGAAGGAAAGUAUAACAAUGCAAUGAGAAACACCACGGGAAGUAAGUAAUACAUGAGCCCUGUAUAUGUGAUCUGUUCAAAUGAUACAGUUGUUUCCAUGCGAUAAACAUCUCAGAGCCAGUAACUUCACUUGCAUGUUAGCGUGUUCAUAUAAUUUUGUUGUUUCCUUCAACUUUGAUUUACUCGUGUACGAGCCAUCUUAUUUAGUUCCAUAUUCUACUCCUAUUUUUUGCUUUUAUUCUUUGAUUGGCAUCACUUCUUGCAAGUGUGGAAACUAUUUGUUGAACUACCAGGUUUUCAUUUACUUGUAAAGAUAUAAGUGUUCAAAAGUGAAAGAUGUGAACUUAGAUUCU